AUGGUUUUCAAAUCUCCAUCUUGGGUGCCAAGUCUGCCGUGUCCAAUUCCCGAUGAUAUCCCCGUUGGCGAAUUCGUGCUGAGCGGAUAUCAAAGCCCACGAGCAGAGACAUCCGGAGCCAGCCCGCUCAUCUGUGGUAUCACAGGAAAGCAGUACACGCUCAAUGCACUUCGCGAACAGGUAGACCUCGUUGCACCAAGCUUAAGCAACGAGCUUGGAUGGAAACCUAACGAAGGUGAAUCAUGGGACAAAGUCCUGGCUAUCUACAGCUUCAACUCUGUUGAAUACCUUAUCCUAUGCUGGGCCGUUCAUCGACUCAACGGUAUCUGCUUGACAAUCCACACCGGAAGCUCAAACAAAGAAAUCGAACAGCACUUGACUCGUUCCAAAUGCAAGGCCAUUUUCGUCUCUCCCAGUCUAUUGAAGACAUGUCUCCAAGUAACAAACCCAUUGGACAUCCCACAAAAAAAUAUCUACACCAUCCCCGUUCCCGGCGAGCCUGUGAGCACUGUAGAUGGCCACAAAAGCUUUGAGCAGCUUCUUGCAGCGGGUCCCGAUUUGCCAUCCUUGGAGCCGCUCAAAUGGGAAAGGGGCCAAGGAAAGAAACAGGUGGCUUACUUGGCUGCCACAAGUGGUACCUCUGGCUUACAGAAACUUGCCAAAAUCGGACACUACAAUAUCAUCGCUAAUAUCCUUCAAACCGCCACUUUCGACGGUGGAUAUACCCCCAGCCAACCUGAGAGUGGAAUUCUGUUCCUCCCAUUGAGUCACACGUACGCGCUUGAAGUGUCGCAUAUGUUGUUAUGGCGGGGAGAUGCCAUCAUUCUUCAGCCCAACUUCGACAUGAUGAAGAUGUUGAAAGCGGUUACUACCUUCAAACUGGAGCGUUUGUAUUUAGUCCCCGCCAUUGUUGGCGCAUUGAUCAAGAACCCAUUCUUGUUCCAAAUGUUUGAUUUGUCGUCAGUGAAAACAAUCAUUUCAGGUUCUGCGCCGUUUGACAAGAAUCUCGGUGAGGCCGUCAAGAAAGUCAGGCCCGAUUGGAAGAUUCUUCCUGGUUAUGGUCUUACUGAGAGUUCCAUUAUUGCAACAUUUACAAACGCCCACGACCAAAUGUACGGGUCUUCGGGAUCACUUCUACCCGAAGUUCAACUCCGACUAAUUGACGAAAAUGGAAUCGAUAUUGAAGAACAUGAAAAGCCUGGUGAAGUUCUAUUGAAGGGACCAAACAUCAUUUCUGGAUAUCUCAAUGAUCCCGAAGCCACUACAACCCUGAUUGACUCAGAAGGUUGGCUUCAUUCUGGUGAUGUUGGUCUGAUCAGGCUAUCACCUCAGCAGAACGAACAUCUAGUAAUUGUUGACCGCUUGAGAGAUAUGAUUAAAGUCAAGGGCAUGCAAGUUUCUCCCACCGACAUUGAAGCUGCGCUGAUUGUACACCCAGCUGUUCGUGACGUGGCUGUCAUUGGUGUUAAGGACGAACAUGCUGGUGAGCGUGCAAAGGCAUUUGUUGUAAGAUCACCGGAUACUAUGCAAGACCUUUCUGAAGAACAGGUAAAGGAAUCAAUCAGGGAGCAUGUGGAGAAACAUCUCAGCGAGUUGCAUUGGUUACACGACAGAAUUUCCUUUAUUGCCGAGAUUCCUAAGAACCAGAACAAUAAGAUUCUGAAAGUGAAGCUGAGAGCAAUGGAACGCGGCGAGUAA
This is a messenger RNA of Talaromyces marneffei, 1698 nucleotides long. RefSeq lists its product as uncharacterized. Lineage: Eukaryota; Fungi; Ascomycota; Eurotiomycetes; Eurotiales; Trichocomaceae. The transcript is spliced from 6 exons. Gene Ontology annotation, molecular function: CoA-ligase activity. The record is from RefSeq and is a predicted model, not a curated record. Bases 1 to 1698 code for a protein of 565 amino acids.